Molecule: messenger RNA, 3138 nt
Organism: Globicephala melas (long-finned pilot whale)
Lineage: Eukaryota; Metazoa; Chordata; Mammalia; Artiodactyla; Delphinidae
Gene: DSG1
Product: desmoglein 1
Biological process (GO): homophilic cell-cell adhesion
Cellular component (GO): desmosome; plasma membrane
Molecular function (GO): calcium ion binding; gamma-catenin binding
Source: RefSeq, a predicted model, not a curated record
AUGAACUGGCCCUUCUUCAGAACAGCUGCAGUGCUGUUCAUUUUCCUGGUGGUGCUGGAAGUUAACAGUGAAUUUCAAAUCCAGGUCAGAGAUUAUAACAGUAAAAAUGGCACCAUCAAGUGGCGUUCCAUCAGGAGGCAAAAACGUGAGUGGAUCAAGUUCGCUGCAGCCUGCCGUGAAGGUGAGGACAACUCAAAGAGGAACCCAAUCGCCAAAAUUCACUCAGAUUGUGCUGCAAACCAGCAAGUUACAUACCGCAUCUCCGGAGUAGGAAUUGAUCAACCACCUUACGGAAUCUUUGUUAUUAAUCAAAAAACUGGUGAAAUUAAUAUAACAUCCAUAGUUGAUCGAGAGGUCACCCCUUUUUUCAUCAUCUAUUGUCGGGCUGUGGAUUCACUGGGUCAAGAUUUAGAGAGAGUUCUCGAGCUCAGAGUCAGGGUUUUGGAUAUAAAUGACAACCCUCCGGUAUUUUCUAUGUCUACGUUUCUAGGACAAAUAGAAGAAAAUUCUAAUGCCAAUACACUGGUGAUGAUGCUCAAUGCUACUGAUGCAGAUGAACCAAAUAAUUUGAACUCAAAAAUAGCCUUCAAGAUCGUAAGACAAGAACCUUCUGAUUCACCAAUGUUUAUUAUCAACAGAUACACUGCAGAAAUUCGAACAAUGAAUACUUUUCUGGACAGAGAGCAAUAUGGCCAGUACUCUCUAGUUGUAAGAGGCUCAGACCGCGAUGGUGGGGCAGAUGGUAUGGCAGCAGAGUGUGAAUGCAGCAUUAAAAUCCUCGAUGUCAAUGAUAACUUCCCAUACAUGGAACAGUCAUCAUAUUCCAUAAGUAUUGAAGAAAAUGUUCUAAAUUCAAAUUUGCUCCAGAUUAGAAUAAUUGAUUUGGAUGAGGAGUUCUCAGCUAACUGGAUGGCAGUCAUUUUCUUUAUCUCUGGAAAUGAGGGAAAUUGGUUUGAAAUAGAAAUGAAUGAAAGAACAAAUGUGGGAACGUUAAAGGUUAUUAAGGCCCUAGAUUAUGAAGCUACGAAGAAUCUUCAACUUAGUCUUGGUGUUAGAAAUAAAGUUGAAUUUCAUCAAUCAAUUAAGUCUCAAUAUAAACUCACAGCAACUGCAGUCUCUGUGACUGUGUUAAACGUAGUUGAAGGCUCAGUGUUCCGUCCAGGUUCAAAGACAUUCGUAGUAACUAGUGAGAUGGGACAAAACUAUCAAUUGGGAGACUUUAUAGCUACUGAUCUGGACACAGGUCUACCUUCAACCACUGUUAGAUAUGAAAUGGGAAGUAAUCCAGCGGGCCUAAUCGCUAUUGGCUCAAAAACGGGCAUCAUUAUUUUGAGAAAUAAAGUUACUGUUCAACAAUAUGAAAUACUUGGGGGGAAAUACGAAGGAACAAUUCUAUCUAUAGAUGAUGCUCUUCAAAAAACUUCUACUGGUACAAUUAUUAUUAAACUUGAAAGUGAUUCCAGGGAAGAUGAUGCACGGUCUAAUGAUAAUAAUACCAGUACUAGCACAAAUGGCCUUACUUCCUCAGAUGUUAUCAUUGAUACCAACAAAAACGUUGGCACUGUUAGCACAAAUACUUUUGGUGUAGGUCGCACCACUGCUUUUCGUUCAAUAAAAGAGGAUAAUGUAUAUUUUGGUCCUGCUGGCAUUGGACUACUCAUCAUGGGAUUCUUGAUCCUAGGAUUGGUCCCACUUUUGUUGAUGUUUUGUGACUGUGGAGGUGUCCCUGGUUAUAGGGCCAGCUUUAAGCCUGUUACCGAAUGUACGGAUGGAGCAAUGCAUUCAUGGGCGGUGGAAGGACCGCAGCCCAAACUUGUGGAUUUGACCAAUAUCGGUGCACCACAAAUACCACCCAAUAAUGCAGAUACUAUUGAGUGCAUUGACAACUCAGGGGUUUACACAAAUGAGUAUCAUGGCAGAAAAAUGCAAGAUCUUGGAGGAGGAGAAAGAACGACAGCAUUGGAACUGGUGGAUGGAGUUAAAACAUCAGGACAACCUAAGAUAUGUCAAGAAUAUUCUGGAACAUUAAGAAGUUCUGUGAGGGACUGUAGAGAAGGAGGGCUGAAUAUGAACUUCAUGGAAAGUUACUUCUGCCAGAAAGCGUAUGCUUAUGCAGAUGAAGACGAAGCACGCCCAUCCAAUGACUGUUUGCUCAUAUAUGAUAUUGAAGGUGUAGGUUCCCCUGCGGGCUCUGUGGGUUGUUGUAGCUUCAUUGGAGAAGACUUGGAUGACAGCUUUUUGGAUACACUGGGGCCUAAAUUUAAGAAGUUGGCAGAUAUCAGCCUGGGAAAAGGAGUGGAACCAUAUCUAGACCCUGAUCCCUCUUGGCCACCUGACAGCACUGAACCGAUCUGCCCUCUGCAGGGAACAGAGCCCAUUGGUAGUGGACACCCACACACCUCCCCACAUUUCGGCACCACCACCAUCAUUUCUGAGAGUAACUACCCCUCGGGACCUGGGGUACAGCAUCCUAUUCCUGAUCCUCUGGGCUAUGGUAAUGUCACUUUAACUGAGUCUUACACCACCUUGGGGACUCUGAAGCCCUCUGUCCACGUUCAGGAUAACCGACAUGCAUCAAACGUGGUGGUGACAGAGAGGGUGGUUGGCCCAAUCUCUGGUGCCAAUCUGCAUGGGAUGUUAGAGAUGCCUGACUUCAGAGAUGGGUCAAAUGUUAUAAUGACAGAAAGGGUAAUAACACCUGGUUCAAGCCUGCCCUCCACUUUGACCAUCCCUGAUCCUAGAGAGUCUUCAAAUGUAGUAGUGACAGAAAGAGUAAUCCAGCCAACUUCCGGCCUAGUGGGCAAUCUGAGUGUGCACCCCAAUUUAUCAAACACCCACAAUGUGGUUGUGACAGAGAAGGUAGUUUCAGGCUCCGGCAUGACUGGCAUUAGUGGCCCAGCUGGGCUAGGUGGAGGCAGUGGCAUAGGCAGCAGUGGCCUGGUGGGCAGUGGUGCUGGCAUUGGGCUGAGCAGCCUGGGAGGGGGCGGGGGCCUGAGUAGCAGCAUCGGGGGCACAUCCACCAUUGGCCACUUGAGGGGCUCCUCUGAGCAUCACUUUAGCAAUACCCUAGGAUCUGCCCCCGCUAUCACAGCCCGAAGUCGAAUCACAACGUACAGUACAGGACAAUAUACCAAGUAG